GGUACCAACAUGGCCGCCGAUCAUGCGGAAGUUCUGUGAUUACAAAGUUCAUGAUCAGUUUUUCGUUCACGCACAACCAUGCCCCUGAGAGAACAUGUAUCAGGCUGGGUGGAGAGAGGAUUAGGUGUGGUAUUGAGGGUUCCAUCCCUGCUCCUACUGGAGGUGCUGUACCUGUGGGAGGACAGUGUCGGCAAAUACCUGCCCUACAGAGGGAUUCAUCAACAGAACUUCAGCUUCCAGUACCUGUCAUGGAACGCUUACAUUCUGGGUUACAUCCUUGCCCUGACAAUCUUCCUCCUGCCUCUCAAGAAGCUGAUCCAGCUCUACACACACAUCCUCUCAGCAGUCAUCCUUCUCCUCAGCCACCUAGCAGCUGGCACCUACAUUGCAGCCGAGCUGGAGCAGGGCUACGAGGGCCUCGUGUUCUACAACGACGACAGUUUCCACCGAUUCGUCAUCCAUCUCGUGGGGCAAAGCCUCGCCGCGCUGGCAUGUUCCUACCUCAUUGGUGACAGACGAUUGUGGCCUUAUUCAGCCUCAUUGAUUCCUCUCAUAGCAAAACUCUGUAUGAUGCCUCUGGGAAGCUUAAAGCUCUUCCACACCUUUGCUGCUUUGUUCACCACCCUAGAAGUGCUGUAUUUUAUCGCAAAGAACUUAUUUGUGCCAUACAACUUAGUGUUGGCGGCACAGAAAUCUGUAAGGGCAGUAACCUCCGUGGUCGGUUGGUUCCCGUACUUCUUGUACUUGUGGAACAAGCUGGCUGUACCGUCGCUGUUUUUGGCGUAUUGGUGUUUCAUAUUUGCUGUACAGGUGUAUCUUUUCCUGGGCAGCAUCAACCACCCUGUUCUUGAAGAGGGGACGAUCAUCCUUCUCCUGGCCAGUAUGGCGGAGUGCUGCGGAAGCCCGUACGCGCUCCUCGGACUGUGUUUUACCGUGUCGUACGUAGCCCAGCUCAUACUCACCCUAACCAAGCUGUACCUCCAGGGGUUUGAAGCCUUUAUGCAUGACAACAUCAUGCACAGAGGAGUCACCGAGGGGCUGACACUACUGCUACUGGCACUACAAACUGGUUUACUUGAACUCAAGAGUGUACAAAGAACCUUCCUACUCAGUAUUGUCCUUUUCAUUGUCCUAGCGUCUACAAUCCAGUCUAUGCAUGAGAUUACCGAGCCCAUACUUUUGGCUCUGGGUGCGUCGCAGAAUAAAAGCUUCUGGAAGCACCUCCGGUCUAUCACCAUGUGCCUUUUCCUGCUCACCUUCCCCUUGUACAUGACUUUCCUCAUCAGUAGCUUCUUUGAUGUUGAUCUGUGGUUGCUGAUCAUCAUUUCGAGCUGUAUUCUCACCUCUCUGCACGCCGUGGCGUCGAUGUUCAUGUACACGCUCUUCAUGAUCGACGGAUAUCGCAACGAACCGUGGGAAAACCUGGACGACAUCGUGUACGCCAUAAAAGCGACCUGCAAGACGUUAGAAUUCAUUGUGGCGCUGUGCGUCGUGUACUACGGCGCGAAGGAAGCUCUGUUCGGGGAGUGGACUUGGAUCGGAGCCUCGGUUAUCAUCGUGCACUGCUACUUUAACGUGUGGCAGCGCGCUCAGCAAGGCUGGAAGAGCUUCUUACUGCGUAGGAAAGCGGUCAGCAACAUACAGUCUCUGCGACAGGCCACAGCAGAAGAACUAGCUCAGUUAAACGACGUCUGCGCCAUAUGUUUCCAGGAGCUAAACUCGGCGCGAGUGACCCCCUGUAGUCACUACUUCCACGGUGCGUGCCUCCGCAAGUGGCUCUACGUACAGGAGAAGUGCCCCAUGUGCCACACCGAAAUCAAAUUCGAGGCUGACACCCAGCAAGACCCGCCCCAAGAAAAUCAAGACAACGAGAGACAACAUCAUGCUGGAAAUGAGGCAGACGCAGAAGGACUUAGAAACAAUGAAAGGGACGAUCCCACACUUGAAGCUGAAGGACAGGGUGAAACCAAUAAUGCAGAUGAUAACGAACCAGAAGCUGCUAGGCCAAACAAUAAUGCAAACGAAAGCAAACCAUUGCUCGAACAAGACCAAAACUCUGAAAAUGUGGCAGGCCCAAAUGCCGUACAGGCUGAUUUAGAAGAAAUGGACAGAAAGACCUCCACUGAAAGACAACAUGUUUUAGAGCUUCCAAAAGUACAAGCUGAGGUACAUGUAGAUGAUAAAGAAGAAAAGGAAAAUGUUAGGAUAAGGCAAGAUGUUGCCAAGAAACCUCAGGAGACAGAAUCACAGGAGAGAGGUGGGUUACAUGCGUCAAGUCACAGUACAAGUAAUGACAAUCCUGAGGAACAACCACAAGACUGGGAAUUUGUGAAUGUAGGAAAUGUAGAUAGAUCAGAAACACAGGAUGGUGACACAGAACCUAGAAAUGAUGUACAACAUGAAGAUAAAUAAGAUACAUGAACGUUUUUGUAAUUAUGACAAAGGAUAGGAUAUUUUGCUUGUCAAUGAAUGUUCAUUUGUACACACAGUUCAGAUAUUGUAAGGCCUUCUUUUGUUUCUAUGGUAUGGUAGAAGUUAAUUUGCUUCUAUAUAGGUAUGGUAGAUAAUUUGCAACAAAGAACCAAAUGCAAUUUGCUAGCCUGGUUACCAAACCUAGUAUAGCUCCUGAGUCCUACAAGCCCUAUUU
Branchiostoma belcheri (Belcher's lancelet) is the source of this 2647-nucleotide messenger RNA. RefSeq names its product RING finger protein 145-like. Bases 79 to 2412 code for a protein of 777 amino acids. The transcript is spliced from 3 exons. Gene Ontology annotation, cellular component: endoplasmic reticulum; endomembrane system. Gene Ontology annotation, molecular function: ubiquitin protein ligase activity; zinc ion binding. The record is from RefSeq and is a predicted model, not a curated record. Lineage: Eukaryota; Metazoa; Chordata; Leptocardii; Amphioxiformes; Branchiostomatidae.